Messenger RNA from Durio zibethinus, 1126 nucleotides. RefSeq names its product remorin 1.4-like. Lineage: Eukaryota; Viridiplantae; Streptophyta; Magnoliopsida; Malvales; Malvaceae. The record is from RefSeq and is a predicted model, not a curated record.
AGUAUUUUAGCCUUAAAAAAUAGUAAACCAUUUGAGUUAAGUCCGAGUUUUACUCGGUUUGUUCACUUAUAUUUUGCUUGUUGUUUCCGUAAGUGAUAACACAAAAGCUACAAAUGUUUCCCUUCUAAACUGUUGUGUGAUGAUAUCUUUACUUUAACAAAGCUAAGAUGAAAAACCAAUCACCUUUAUUGUCAGGACCCAACCUCUAUUUGUACCUACCACAACCACCCUUGUAGUUUUCAACUGACAUUUCCAAAGGUUUCUCUUUCUCCAUCCGUUUCUCUGCUAGUUUUGCUGUUGCUUAAAAUCUGUCUAGAAUUUACCAGAAUUUUCUGAGAGGGGAAUUGAUAAUUUUGGUGUUCUUUUUGGUGGAGUAUCAGUGGCUAAGUUAAAGGAAUACGUAGUUGGGGGAGAGGAGGAGGCCAACACAAUGGAAUCCUCUGAACCCAAGGAGCUGCAGCAACCUGUUAAGGAAGAGAAAGAUGCAGCUCAGAAUGAUGUAGCUGAAGAGAAGAGCGUGAUCCCAGGCCCUGAAAAAGUUGCAGCAGCACCAGCUACUGAGAAAAGUCCAAACAGCAGAGAUUCUGUUCUUGCACGGGUUGAGACAGAAAAAAGACUAGCUUUAAUUAAAGCAUGGGAGGAAAAUGAGAAGGCAAAAAUAGAGAACAGGGCACAUAAGAAGAUAUCUGCUAUUGGAUCAUGGGAGAAUACCAAGAAAGCUGGUGUAGAAGCACUGCUAAAGAGAAUUGAGGAACAACUGGAAAGGAAGAAGGCAGAGCAUGGUGAGAAAAUGAAAAACAAAGUGGCUGAAAUCCACAAGGAAGCCCAAGAAAAAAGAGCAGUGAUAGAAGCCAAACGAGGGGAGGAUUUUCUCAAGAUAGAGGAGACAGCAGCGAAAUUUCGUGCCACUGGAUAUACACCAAAGAAAUUUCUUGGAUGCUUCAGCAGUUAACAUCCUGAAUUGAUAUUCAAAGGAGAGAAAUUUGUUUUUCUUUUCUGGAAUUCAGGUUGUUCUUUUUCCCUCUCCCCCUGUUGGUUUGUAAUUGUAAGUGAGACAUUCUAAUAUUGGUGUACAUCAAAUAUUCGUGUGUAGAUAUAUAUAUAUAUAUAUGUGUGUGUGUGUGUG